This is a messenger RNA of Nicotiana tabacum (common tobacco), 980 nucleotides long. RefSeq lists its product as uncharacterized. The record is from RefSeq and is a predicted model, not a curated record. NCBI's taxonomy places the organism in Eukaryota, Viridiplantae, Streptophyta, Magnoliopsida, Solanales, Solanaceae.
AACUUGAUAGUCACAAUGGUGUCUAUUUUUGGAUUUUUUAAUAUACAUCUCUUUUUCUACUCCGAAACGACGCCGUUUACAAUUUUUAAAAUAUCUCUCAAUUCCCCAAAUCAGAACACGAUCAGUUCUAAUCCCAAGCCCUUCGAUGCCUCUCUCUCUCUCAAGAUUUGCUUCUAUAGUCAUCUCCUCCGACCUCCGUUAGCCCCUGCCCAGAAGAUCGUCUCUCUCAAAGGGCUUCAUCUUGUUUGUGUUACAAUGAAGAGAUUUUACCCUUCAGUAUCUUCCAAGUUGCCACAACCAAGUUCAUACUCUCCAAUUGCUACUUCCGUGGAACAAAAUUUGAACCGAUUAGAAGAGCAACCUCAAUCCUCUAAAAGACAAAGACAAGGAAUAGAUCUUGAUUCUUUACUGACUGAUCCAAAGGAGAGAAUACCCAUUAGAGAUUAUCAUCCAAAUGAGCGUGAUGAGAUUAAAAGAGAAUAUCUCCGAAGAGGUCCUUGCCAACCCCGACAUCAUAAGUUUCCUCAAAGAGAUUUUUCGGGCUUAAAGCGCCGUUUCAAUCCUAAAUGGUUUGAUGAAUAUCGUAAUUGGUUGGAGUACAGUGUGAUAGAAGAUGCAGCUUAUUGUUUGUGUUGUUACCUGUUUCAAGAUGAAGACAUUCAUCAAGGCGGAGGCGAUGUAUUUUCAAGUUUAGGAUUUAAGAGUUGGCAAAAAAAGAAGAGAUUCGAUAUGCAUGUUGGCAAGUCGAGCAGUAUUCAUAAUCAUGCAAAAAGGAAAUGUGAAGAUCUAAUAAAACAAAAGCAGUCAAAUCAAACUUCAUUUGAUAGGCAUUCCAGUCAAACCAAGCUUGAAUACAAAAUUCGCUUGAAGGCUUCAAUUGAGGUUGUGAGACUCCUGUUGAAUCAAGGAUUGGCAUUUCGUGGACAUCGUGAAGAUGAAUCAUAAUUAAACAAGGGCAACUUUCUUGAGAUUCUUUCAUG